AUGGCAUGCUCCGUCCAUGAUGAUGAGAAUGCACGGGAUUGGGAUGUAUUAAUGACAUUACUGUUAUAUUUUGAAUUCCAAAUUCCACUGCCGGGAGGUGCAGUGCUUGAUUGGGGUCGACGCUUCAAGAUUAUUCAGGGUGUAAUACAUAGAGAUUUGAAGGUCAGUAACAUUCUCUUGGAUGAGAACAUGAACCCAAAGCUUUCAGAUUUUGGAUUGGCCAUAUUGUUUAAGGCAUUCAGAGUCUAG
Messenger RNA from Prunus armeniaca (apricot), 249 nucleotides. Lineage: Eukaryota; Viridiplantae; Streptophyta; Magnoliopsida; Rosales; Rosaceae. The record is from the annotation of a GenBank genome assembly.